AUGCUGAACAAUCGUUUCCAAACCACAGGCCUCGCUAUUUGCCCAGGAAAGAAGGCCAAGACCACCAAGAAGGUCGUCCUCCGAAUGGAAUGCACAGUCUGCAAGACCAAGGCACAGCUCGCCCUGAAGCGAUGCAAGCACUUCGAGCUUGGGUAUGUUCCCGGUUUCUGUGCUCAUGGAUAUUCACUGGAGUCCGUACUAAUUCGUACUUUCAACUCGAUAGUGGUGACAAGAAGACCAAGGGUGCUGCUCUUGUUUUCUAAACGACAAAAAGAAAUAAAAUCUAAAACGAAUGAAAUACCUUCAACCACCUCUCUAUCUCUCGAUGGCAUUCUUCUUCGCAUCUUUUUUUUCAUCACCCAUUAUGAUGCCGUUCUUCCCUUAAAGACACCCCCCAAUACCACCUUUCCGAUACCUUAA
Molecule: messenger RNA, 420 nt
Organism: Trichophyton benhamiae CBS 112371
Lineage: Eukaryota; Fungi; Ascomycota; Eurotiomycetes; Onygenales; Arthrodermataceae
Exons: 2
Coding region: 1-420 (139 amino acids)
Biological process (GO): translation
Cellular component (GO): ribosome
Molecular function (GO): structural constituent of ribosome
Source: RefSeq, a predicted model, not a curated record